This is a messenger RNA of Kazachstania africana CBS 2517, 861 nucleotides long. It is a transcript of the gene SSO1, whose product is annotated as syntaxin. Lineage: Eukaryota; Fungi; Ascomycota; Saccharomycetes; Saccharomycetales; Saccharomycetaceae. Gene Ontology annotation, cellular component: SNARE complex; endomembrane system; plasma membrane. Gene Ontology annotation, molecular function: SNAP receptor activity; SNARE binding. Gene Ontology annotation, biological process: intracellular protein transport; vesicle fusion; exocytosis. The coding region runs from base 1 to 861 and encodes 286 amino acids. The record is from RefSeq and is a predicted model, not a curated record. The transcript has a single exon.
AUGAGUUAUAACAAUCCGUACGAUAAUUCUAAUUCAUAUGCUGAGAAUUAUGAAAUGAAUUCUACCACUAAUAGUAACGAUUUUGUGGAAUUUAUGGAUAAGAUAAAUAGAAUUAACCAAAAUUUGAAUUUAUAUGAGGAUAAAAUUAACGAAAUUGAUAAUUUACAUAAACAAUUAUUGACUGCAGUUAAUGAAGAUAGAGAAUUAGAGAUUAGACAUUAUCUUGAUGAUAUUGUUGCACAAACAACAGAUUUACAAUAUAAUUUAAAGUAUGAAAUUAAAGACGCUCAAAAAUUAGCUUUGCAUGACACAAAUAAGCAGGCACAAUCUGAAAAUUCAAGACAAAGAUUCUUGAAGUUAAUUCAAGAUUAUAGAAUUGUUGAAGCAAAUUAUAAGGAUGAAAAUAAAGAACAAGCAAAGAGACAAUACAAAAUUAUUCAACCAGAAGCUACUGAUGAUGAAGUUGAAGCAGCUAUAAGUGAUGUCGGUGGCCAACAAAUCUUUUCACAGGCUCUUUUAAAUGCUAAUAGACGUGGUGAAGCUAAAACCGCCUUAGCUGAAGUACAAGCAAGACAUCAAGAAUUAAUAAAAUUAGAAAAAACAAUGGCUGAAUUGACUCAAUUAUUCAAUGAUAUGGAACAACUUGUCAUUGAACAACAAGAAAAUAUUGAAGUCAUUGACAAAAAUGUGGAAGAAGCUCAACAAGAUGUUGAACAAGGUGUCGGUCACACCAACAAAGCCGUAAAGAGUGCAAAGAGAGCAAGAAGAAAUAAAAUUAGAUGUAUUAUUAUUUGUUUCAUCAUUUUUGCUAUCGUCGUCGUUGCUGUUGUCGUUCCAUCAGUUGUGGCCACUGGACAUUGA